UAAGGAGCACACAAAAUGUUCUGUGGCAGGUGGCAUAAUACAAGGAUUUGGUCUGUUUUUAGGAUUGGCACUGCUGCCCUGGCAGUUCAGGUGGUCGGUAGCAACUGGCCCAAGCCCCAUUACACACUGCUGGUGACAGGCCUCUGCAGAUUCCAGGUCCUGCAGCUGCUGAAGGAGAAGCCCUAUCCCAUUGCUGAAGUGCAGCAGUUAGAUCGACUUGAGCAGUUCACUAAUGGCCAUAAAUCUGAGGAGGAGCUUGGAGAGCUGUCAGAACAAUUCUACAAGUAUGCAGUACAGCUGGUUGAGAUGCUGGAUAUGUCAGUGCCUGCAGUCGCAAAGCUCCGGCGUCUCCUGGACAAUCUGCCCAGAGAAGCUCUGCCAGAUAUCCUGACCUCUAUCAUCCGAACAACCAACCAAGAGAAGCUGCAGAUUUUAGAUGCUGUUAGGCUGGAGGAACGGUUCAAGAUGACCAUACCAUUGCUUGUUAGACAGAUUGAAGGCCUGAAGCUGCUUCAGAAAACAAGAAAGUCCAAACAGGAUGAUGAUAAAAGGGUUGUAGCUAUUCGUCCUAAUAGAAAAUUCAGUCAUGGGAGCAUUACAGAAGAUGAAGAGGAAGAAGAAGAUCAUGAUGAUGUUGUCAUGCUAGAAAAAAAGAUUAGAACAUCCAGUAUGUCAGAACAAGCUCUUAAAGUUUGUCUUAAAGAAAUAAAAAGAUUAAAGAAGAUGCCUCAGUCAAUGCCAGAAUAUGCUUUGACAAGAAAUUACUUGGAACUGAUGGUAGAAUUGCCAUGGAACAAGAGUACGAAAGAUCGCCUGGAAAUCCGUGCAGCUCGGAUUGUUUUGGAUAAUGACCAUUAUGCCAUGGAGAAGUUGAAGAAGAGAGUUUUGGAGUACUUGGCUGUCCGACAGCUUAAAAACAACCUCAAGGGACCCAUUCUUUGUUUUGUGGGUCCCCCAGGAGUUGGUAAAACCAGUGUUGGAAGAUCAAUUGCAAAGACUUUGGGUCGAGAAUUCCACAGAAUUGCUUUAGGAGGAGUCUGUGAUCAGUCUGAUAUUCGAGGCCACAGGCGCACCUAUGUGGGCAGCAUGCCUGGCAGGAUCAUCAAUGGCCUGAAGACUGUAGGGGUGAACAAUCCUGUUUUCCUCUUGGAUGAGGUGGAUAAAUUGGCAAAGAGCUUGCAGGGGGAUCCUGCAGCAGCCUUGCUUGAGGUCUUGGAUCCAGAACAAAAUCACAGUUUCACCGAUCACUACCUAAACGUAGCCUUUGACCUGUCCCAAGUGCUUUUCAUAGCUACAGCCAACACUACAGCUACAAUCCCACCCGCCCUGCUGGACAGAAUGGAGGUUAUCCAGGUGCCAGGAUACACACAAGAAGAAAAAAUUGAAAUUGCACAUAGGCACUUGAUUCCUAAACAGCUUGAACUACAUGGUCUGACUCCACAGCAAAUACAGAUUCCCCAAGUAACCACUUUGGGCAUAAUUACCAGGUACACGAGGGAGGCGGGAGUGCGGGCCCUGGAUCGGAAGCUGGGAGCCAUUUGCAGAGCAGUGGCUGUGAAAGUGGCAGAAGGGCAGCACAAAGAAGCAAAGCCAGAUCGUGCUGAGGUGGGGGAAGGAGAAGAUUGUAAAGAACACGUCACAGAAGAUGCCAAAUCAGAAUCCAUCAAUGACACGGCUGACCUGGCUCUGCCACCUGAAAUGCCGAUUUUAAUUGAUUUCCAUGCUCUGAAAGAUAUCCUGGGGCCCCCCAUGUAUGACAUGGAGGUGUCUGAGCGCCUCAACCAGCCUGGGGUGGCCAUAGGCCUGGCCUGGACGCCCCUGGGAGGGGAGAUCAUGUUUGUGGAAGCCAGCCGGAUGGACGGGGAGGGCCAGCUCACGCUGACGGGGCAGCUGGGGGACGUCAUGAAGGAGUCGGCUCACCUGGCCAUCAGCUGGCUGCGCAGCAACGCCAAGAGAUACCAGCUCACCAACGCUUCUGGAAGUUUUGAUCUCCUUGACAACACUGACAUCCAUCUGCACUUCCCAGCUGGAGCUGUCACAAAAGAUGGACCAUCUGCUGGUGUUACCAUAGUAACCUGCCUUGCUUCACUCUUCAGUGGGCGGCUGGUGUGCUCCGAUGUAGCCAUGACAGGAGAAAUUACACUAAGAGGCCUUGUUCUUCCAGUUGGGGGAAUUAAAGACAAAGUGCUGGCAGCACACCGAGCUGGACUGAAGAGAAUUAUCAUUCCUCAAAGAAAUGAGAAAGACCUGGAGGAGAUUGCGGCGCACGUGCGGCAGGACCUGACCUUUGUGCUGGCCGGGUGCCUGGACGAGGUGCUGAACGCAGCCUUCGACGGCGGCUUUGCAGUCAAGACCAGGCUUGAGCACUUGAAUAGCAAACUUUAGGCAGUUACUUCUCUCUGCAAUUCCAUAGUCCUUGAUCUCUUUCAGCUACAUUUAGGUAUCAGGUACAACUAUGAGCCAAACAGGACUGUUCUGCAAAAGGAAGAUGUUGCUGCUCCAGUUACCAACCUGAAAUUGCACCUCAUGGGCGUUUGCAUUUCCUGAGGCAUUUAAGCAUGAAGAAGAAUUCCUUAGCCUGUCUGGCACCUAUGUAUGUACAUGGCAGCAGCAUGGUUCCAUCCUUAAAGAGGGAAUAAUGUGCAGCAGGAGAGGCUCAUAGUGGGGUUGUUACAAAAAGCAAACUGAUUUAGUGCAAGUUUACUUAUUACAAAAUAUCUAUAAUAAUGUGCUAAGGAGCAGUAUCAGGGGAAAAUAAGGUUUUUGAAAUCUAAAAAAAUACGCCUAAGGCAUCUGAAGCAUUAUGGCCUAAUAAAUGAAGUUAGGAAGUUCUUUCAGCACUUGGUUCUAGUUUGUAGCAAGGCCACGGCAGCCAUCCUUUUUCAAAA
Cyanistes caeruleus (blue tit) is the source of this 2888-nucleotide messenger RNA. The record is from RefSeq and is a predicted model, not a curated record. NCBI's taxonomy places the organism in Eukaryota, Metazoa, Chordata, Aves, Passeriformes, Paridae.